This is a messenger RNA of Besnoitia besnoiti, 1686 nucleotides long. Its product is annotated as putative GTP cyclohydrolase I. Gene Ontology annotation, molecular function: GTP cyclohydrolase I activity; GTP binding; zinc ion binding. The record is from RefSeq and is a predicted model, not a curated record. Gene Ontology annotation, cellular component: cytoplasm. The transcript has 6 exons. Lineage: Eukaryota; Apicomplexa; Conoidasida; Eucoccidiorida; Sarcocystidae. Gene Ontology annotation, biological process: tetrahydrofolate biosynthetic process; tetrahydrobiopterin biosynthetic process. The coding region runs from base 1 to 1686 and encodes 561 amino acids.
AUGGAAACGUCUUCCCUCGCACACAGGGGCAUUCACGCGAACCAGGUAGAUGCGCCGCAAAGCGAGCACCCAAAAAAGGUGGAAAACUGGGAGGUCCUCCGCGCGGCGGGACGCGGCCGGCGAUCAAGUGUGGGCAGCACGGCCAGCGGAGGCCUGGAUACUGGCAGCAGCAGCACAUGCAGCAGCCGCAGGGACUUGAGCAGGCCAGUUCAUAGCCCACCCGUCUGCAGACAGGCUUCCGCGGCGUCGGGUCGUUCGCGGACGCCUGCGAGUGCUCCGCUUCGCGGGCUUUGCCACUUGGGGUAUGCGGCGACCGAGUCUGCUCGCGGGGGCCUCAUCCUGAACCCGUCCGCGUCCGCAGGACAACGGAAGGCCGGUCCCCAGCCCCCGGCCGCGUUGCCGCUGCCGAGCGAACGCCGUGGGCACUCGGCGGCCGCAUGCCACGUUCCAACCCCCACUCCCGCCGACUUCGUCAAUCCCACUGCGGGCGAGGCAGGCCGGGUGCCUUGUGCCGCCGACAGUACCAGGCAGUGUGACUCUGCAGCGCCCCAUGCCCGCAGCAAGGGCGAGCGGGCGCCCGGCGGCGGCCAAACAGGAACUCCGCGGCCGGGGCCGAAGUCAGCGGGUCGCCGACUCGGCUUAAAUGGGGGCCCAGGCUCUGUGGAGGCUUGUGCUGACCAGAGCUGGUGCCCGCGUGACCACCCGGGAGACGGCAGAGGCGAGGAAGCAGAGAACGCUUGCGCCAUCCGCAAAUCUCCCGCCCUUACCUGGGACCACCAGCACACGGACACAGCCGCCAGAUGGCGGACGCUCACCGAGCAAACCUCGCCUGCCACACAGAAACACCGGAACCGACUUCGGCGGAGGAAACCACGUACGCGGAAGACGCUUCCGCCAGUGGCUAGCUCCGCAGAUGCCACUGCUGGAGCUGCACACGCCCCCCAGGGUGCUGCGAACGUGGACCGCGGGACAGGGAUCGAGCGCCAGAACGGCGGCGACAUACGGCGUCGGGAUAAGGACUACCGGCGCGAAGUCGAAUCGGAAGAAUGUGAUUCGUGGGGGGAGGACGCUGACGCUCGCGGCCCGUACACGAUGGCAGACCCUCGAAAAAAAGCCAGCCAGGUGGAAGCGUUCGGGCAAGCGAACAAGGAGGCACUGGAGGACGGUGUGCGUCUGAUCCUACAGGCUAUAGGCGAGGAUUUGAAUCGGCCGGGCCUGCGGGACACGCCGAAGAGAGUCGCGGCUGCCUUCGAAGCUUUCUCUCAGGGCUAUCGUUACGACCCGAAAGAGGUCAUCCAGGACGCACUCUUCCAUGUGGACGAUUGGGCAGGAGCACGCGGAGACUUCACCUCUGGCAAGCGGAUGGUCACCGUGGGGCAGAUUGAUGUAAGCUCCCUGUGCGAGCAUCACCUGCUCCCGUUCUUCGGCAAAUGCCAUAUCGGGUAUAUCCCUGACAAGCACGUGCUGGGCCUUUCGAAAUUUGCACGGCUCACGCAAGUUUAUUCGCGCAGACUGCAGAUUCAGGAGAGGCUGACUCAGCAGAUUGCCGCGGCGGUGAUGGAAGUCGUGAAACCUCGAGGGGUUGCUGUUCUGCUUGAGUGCAAUCACAUGUGCAUGGCAAUGCGAGGCGUCUGUAUACCGAAUAGCGUGACGACGACGAAAGCCUUCCUCGGCGUCUUCGAGUGA